GUCAAGCGCCGGCGUAGUGACGCUUCUUCAUUUCGACGCUCGUCGACGACCAUUCACAACAGCUGGAGCUGUUAUGGUGUUCGCAACAUUGUUGGUCGUGUCCCUGCUCUUCGCGGGGACACUGCAGUUCCAAUUCAAACACCACAAUAACGACGAAUUGGUGCAAGUGCUGCAAGAUGUCAACAGCAGGUGUCCGAAUAUCACGAGGGUCUACACACUGACGGAGACCAGCGUUUUGGGGCUUCCCUUGUAUCUGAUCGAGUUUUCCACCAAGCCAGGACAUCACGAAAUUAUGAAACCCGAAUUCAAAUACAUAGCAAACAUGCACGGUAAUGAGGUUUUGGGAAGAGAACUUUUAUUAAAGUUAGCUGAUUACCUCUGCGAACAAUACACUGCUGGCAACCCCGAAAUUCAGUCUCUUAUAGAACAGACCCGAAUUCAUCUUAUGCCUUCAAUGAAUCCAGACGGCUGGCAGCUUGCUACUGACACGGGAGGCAAAGACUAUUUAAUAGGACGCACUAAUAACAAUUCGAUUGAUUUGAAUCGAAAUUUUCCCGAUUUGGAUAGAAUCAUGUUCAGCAAUGAAGAAAACCAUAUCGAUCACAAUAAUCAUCUUCUUGCACAAUUGACAAGGCUGAAGGAACCGCUUCAGCCGGAAACGAAAGCCGUAAUUCGACUUAUCAUGCAAAUUCCGUUCGUGCUUUCCGCCAACCUUCACGGGGGUGACUUGGUCGCUAAUUAUCCGUACGAUGAGAGUAAAACCGAAAGACAAAAGGACGAGUAUUCUAAAAGUCCGGAUGAUGAGACAUUUAGGCAUUUAGCUUUGGCUUAUUCGACUCAUCAUGUAGAUAUGGCAAAUCCGACAAGGGGAGGAUGCGGUGAUGCUCACAGUGACCGGUUUGGGAAACAAGGGGGAAUUACCAAUGGGGCUAAAUGGUACAGCUUGGCUGGAGGAAUGCAGGAUUUCAAUUAUCUGUCGAGUAACGAUUUUGAGAUAACUUUGGAACUCGGCUGUGACAAGUACCCACCGGCGUACACUCUUCAGCAUGAAUGGGAAAGGAACAAGAAUGCAUUGAUUAAUUUCAUUUGGCAAAGUCAUAUUGGUAUCAAAGGAAUUGUUUAUGACAGUGUUUUGAAUAGGGGAAUAGCAAAUGCGAUUAUUCAUGUCAAGAAUAUCACGGGUGGACAAGUUAGAGAUGUGCAACAUGAUGUUACUUCAGUUCACGAUGGUGACUACUUUCGCCUUCUCACACCUGGCCAAUACAAAAUCACAGCCUAUAAAGACGGAUAUUUGCCUCAUUCCAGACUAGUAACAGUCACGAACAUUCCCCAUUCAUCUGCUCAAAGAGUCGACUUCGGGCUUAAACCAAUUUCGGUACCACCCUAUGUGAGAAUCCAAGCAAAUAAUUUUAUCGAUGAGAAAGUAGAUAACUACGAAAACAUGCAAGAACCGUGGACAAACUGGGUUAAUAUGAACAGGCAACCGAUAGCAGUUGAAUAAAUAUUUUUUGGAAAUUUCUUUAAGUUUUUUAGGUCUAGGAUGAACCAAACUCUUUAAUAUAAUAAAAAAGAUUAUUUUUGUUAUUUUGGAGUAGUCAAAUUAGUUAGAAUUGAUGGUUUAUAAAACACAUAAAGAUUUAUAAAAUUUAAAUAUGUUCUUAUGUACAAAAAAUGUAAAAUGUUGUGUAUACUGUGAUUAUUUAUUUAAAAUAAAAUUUUAGUCCACUCUU
This is a messenger RNA of Tribolium castaneum (red flour beetle), 1730 nucleotides long. Its product is annotated as carboxypeptidase E. Gene Ontology annotation, molecular function: zinc ion binding; metallocarboxypeptidase activity. The coding region runs from base 74 to 1501 and encodes 475 amino acids. The record is from RefSeq and is a predicted model, not a curated record. Gene Ontology annotation, biological process: peptide metabolic process; protein processing. The transcript is spliced from 9 exons. NCBI's taxonomy places the organism in Eukaryota, Metazoa, Arthropoda, Insecta, Coleoptera, Tenebrionidae.